UUCUGGCUGUUGGUAGCUGCAGAUUUGUAACAACUUCAAUCCAAUUCUCUUUGUUUUUCCCAUAUUCGUGGUAAAUCAUCAUAUUCAUUCUCAUUCCUCGGCAACAUGUCCGGCGCAGCGAAGCAGCGUCUCCAAGCUCUCAGCCAACAACUGGUCGAGGGGAUCCCCGAUGCUGGAACAUUCGAGGAUAUUCCCAAGAUUCGCCAGGUAGCUGGGGAUUCUACCGGACCCCGAGUGAAAGACAAGGUCGUCAUCGUCACGGGCGCAAACUCUCCCAACGGCAUCGGCCGCGCAAGCGCCCACCACUACGCCCACAACGGCGCCAAAGCAGUCUACAUCUGCGACUACGACGACACCUACCUCGCAACCCACAAACGCGAGCUCGCAUCCCUCUAUCCCAGCGUCGACGUGCACACGCGCCAAUUCGACGCGGGCGACGAAGCAGCCGUUAAAGCUGUUGUCGGCGACGCCGUGAACACGUAUGGCCGGUUGGACGUGUUCUUUGCUAAUGCGGGGAUCGUCGGCCAGCCGAAGAUUUUCACGGAUAUCGAGGGGGAGGAGUUUAUGGAGACGUUGAAGACGAAUACUUUGGGAGUCUUCUUGGCUGUUAAACACGCCUCUAUCGCCAUGAAACGCACUUCGGAUUCGAAACCUUUCUCAUCAGGUUCUAUCAUCUGCACCUCAUCAGUGGCCGGUCUACGCUCCAACGCUGGCUCAACCGAUUACUCCGCCUCCAAGGCUGCCGUGGUCUCCAUCGCCCAGACAUGUUCUUUCCAGCUCGCUGGUUCGGGGAUCCGUGUCAACGCCAUCUGUCCUGGAAUAAUCGAGACGGGCAUGACGCAGGCGGUGUUUGAUGCUGCGCGGGCUAGAGGCACGCAAAAGAAGAUUGGACAGUUGAAUCCUCUGAAAAGGGGUGCGGUUGCUGAUGAAGUGGCUCGUGUCGCGCUGUUUUUGGGCAGUGAUGAGAGUAGUUAUGUGAAUGGGCAGGCAUGGGCGGUUUGUGGAGGGUUGAGUGCUGGUCACCCCUUUGUGCCCGGAAAGUUGGCAUAAUCGUCAUGCUCGAGACGUUUUGAUAUGUAUUGCAUUACAAUCCAGUGAAUAUGGAUGUCUUGAUCAUAAGAGUACGAUUAGAUAUUUGAAAUAACUGAAGAAUCAAUUCAAUUUAAUCCGAUUCUGAGGGGGUUACGAACGGUGAUCCGCCCGUUCAACAUGACAAGGGCUUUGGAAAUUCGGCCCAGUUGAGAGACAAAGGAGAUACACGAGUGAAUGAGGGGUCGGCCCAGAUACGGCACCGAUAAUGGACCAGUCCAGUUCUCUCACAGAAAGUUCAAGAAUUGAAACUGGAGCAAGAAUGUAAGGCGUGAGAAGUAAAAAGGUAAAAUGGUGAAAG
Messenger RNA from Aspergillus wentii DTO 134E9, 1390 nucleotides. RefSeq names its product SDR family NAD(P)-dependent oxidoreductase. The transcript has 4 exons. NCBI's taxonomy places the organism in Eukaryota, Fungi, Ascomycota, Eurotiomycetes, Eurotiales, Aspergillaceae. Bases 106 to 1050 code for a protein of 314 amino acids. The record is from RefSeq and is a predicted model, not a curated record.